CCAGAGAGUACGUCACUUCCGCCGAAUCUCUGACCUGCUGCUAAGAUCGCGACGGGAACUGGAACCCGAGGUCCCCGCGCGGUCCGGGCCUCGCGCCCUGAGGGGAAGAGUGGCCCGGCCCAGGUGAGAAGGACAUACUUGUACGAAGGGAAGUUGGACGCACGAACCUGUGCUGAGGGCAAGAUGCCCUGAGCCCUUGGCAAGGAUGAGGACACACCUGAUGCCCAGCGUGCUGGGGUGGAGACCUUGACUCCAGUCCCUUCCCUAGCCAUGACGGACGGGAUCCUAGGGAAGGCAGCUACAAUGGAGAUCCCCAUCCAUGGAAAUGGCGAAGCUGGGCAGCUUCCAGAAGAUGAUGGGCUGGAGCAGGACCUCCAGCAGGUGAUGGUGUCAGGACCCAACCUCAAUGAAACGAGCAUUGUAUCUGGUGGCUAUGGGGGCUCUGGUGAUGGACUCAUCCCCACAGGGUCUGGCCGCCAUCCAUCUCACAGCACCUCACCUUCUGGCCCUGGUGAUGAGGUGGCCCGGGGCAUUGCCGGAGAGAAGUUUGACAUUGUCAAGAAAUGGGGCAUCAACACAUAUAAGUGCACAAAGCAGCUGUUAUCAGAGAGAUUUGGCCGAGGCUCCCGGACUGUGGAUCUGGAGCUAGAGCUGCAGAUUGAGUUGCUGCGUGAGACGAAGCGCAAGUAUGAAAGUGUCCUGCAGCUGGGCCGGGCACUGACAGCCCACCUCUACAGCCUGUUGCAGACCCAGCAUGCACUAGGUGAUGCCUUUGCUGACCUCAGCCAGAAGUCCCCAGAGCUUCAGGAGGAAUUUGGCUAUAAUGCAGAGACGCAAAAGCUGCUGUGCAAGAAUGGGGAGACGCUGCUAGGGGCUGUGAACUUCUUUGUCUCUAGCAUCAACACACUGGUCACCAAGACCAUGGAAGACACACUCAUGACUGUCAAACAGUAUGAGGCUGCCAGGCUGGAAUAUGAUGCCUACCGGACAGACUUAGAGGAGCUGAGCCUAGGCCCCCGGGAUGCAGGGACACGCGGUCGGCUUGAGAGUGCCCAGGCCACUUUCCAGACCCAUCGGGACAAAUAUGAGAAGCUGCGGGGAGAUGUGGCCAUCAAGCUCAAGUUCCUGGAAGAAAACAAGAUCAAGGUGAUGCACAAACAGCUGCUGCUCUUCCACAAUGCGGUGUCUGCCUACUUUGCUGGGAACCAGAAACAACUGGAGCAGACCCUGCAACAGUUCAACAUCAAGCUGCGGCCUCCAGGAGCCGAGAAGCCUUCCUGGCUAGAGGAGCAGUGAGCGGCUCCCAGCCCAACUUGGCUAUCAAGAAGGACACUGGGCGGGGCAGCCCCAGGGUGGAGGAGAUUGGACACGGGAUGUCCCUUGCCACUUCCUUUUCGGCUUGGGCUCCCCUUUCCUGGCUGGGGUCUGACACCAGUUUUGUCCAUACUGCUGUGGUCUGAAGAGGGCCUGUCGGCCCAGAAGCAGCUGCCCUGUCCUUUAUCUUCCCGGCCACUGGGCUUCAUUUCCAGAUCUUUUCCUUCCACUUCACAGCCAAAGGCUAUGACAAAACACUCCCUGGCCAAUGGCAUCACUCCUCAGGCCUAUCCCCAGCUCUUGGGAUGUGCCCCCACCAAAGACAGGACCUCGAAAGGCUCUGUCAGCCAAUGGCAGCUCUUCUUGGGCUCUUCUGGGCCAAUAGUGUUGCCUCCAAUACCCUUUGUCCCUCCUCGAUGGGUGUCCAUUGUAGAGAAGGGGACUGGGACCAAAGGAGUGGGGAAAAUGGGGAGCCCCAUUUAUGGCCCUGCAUCUGAAUGGGCCCUCUCCUCAUCCACCCAUCCAGCUGAAUUGUGCUUAGAGCCCAGGAAGACUGGGUUCUAGCACUAGGAAUAAACCUUUCAUAAAAGCAG
This is a messenger RNA of Onychomys torridus (southern grasshopper mouse), 1907 nucleotides long. RefSeq names its product ADP ribosylation factor interacting protein 2 (gene Arfip2). Gene Ontology annotation, biological process: intracellular protein transport; regulation of Arp2/3 complex-mediated actin nucleation. The record is from RefSeq and is a predicted model, not a curated record. Lineage: Eukaryota; Metazoa; Chordata; Mammalia; Rodentia; Cricetidae. The transcript has 8 exons. Bases 271 to 1296 code for a protein of 341 amino acids. Gene Ontology annotation, cellular component: trans-Golgi network membrane. Gene Ontology annotation, molecular function: phospholipid binding; protein domain specific binding.